GAUAGCAGGGAAACAAAAGGAAAAGCACAAAAAGCAGUGAUCAAAAUGACUCACCAUUCGUCAUUCACCAUCCUCAUUCCUCAGUGGCUUCUUCGUGGCUACCAAAACAAAUAAAGAUUGUUUGUCAUUCGUUGAAGGAGCAAAUUCCAAAGCUUCAAUCCCAUUAACCAACAACCAAUCUCAAAUUCAAUGCUGAUUCCAAAUCUCAACUAAGCCUAUAAAAUUUAACCACCCAAAUACUUAUAUAUUAUUAUUUAUUAUUAUUAUUAUUAUUAUUAUUAUCGAGAUGAUGAUGCUAACAAAAUUAGUUUCCUUGUUUUCAACCAAAAACAAGUUUGCGUCUCUCUCUUCAAUCCCGCUCUUCCUUUCUCCUUCUCUCAUUACCAGGUUGCAAAUGGAGUCGUCGUACACGGCGUCGUCUCAUUCUUCUUCUUCUUCAUCACAAUCGUCGAAGCUCUUGUUCCGCCAGCUAUUUGAGAAGGAGUCCUCCACCUAUACAUACCUUCUUGCUGAUGUCUCCCACCCUGAUAGACCUGCUCUGUUGAUUGAUCCGGUAGACAAAACAGUAGAUAGAGAUUUGUCAGUUGUACAAGACCUUGGGCUAAAGCUUAUAUAUGCAAUGAACACCCAUGUACAUGCUGAUCAUGUCACUGGGACCGGCAUUAUUAAGAGUAAAGUUCCCAGUGUAAAAUCUGUUAUUUCGAAAGCGAGUGGUUCAAAGGCUGAUAUGCUGAUUGAACCUGGUGAAAAAAUACAUUUCGGAAAUCUUUUCCUGGAGGUUCGUGCUACUCCUGGCCAUACACUGGGUUGUGUUACCUAUGUUACUGGAGAUGGACCUGAUCAGCCUCAGCCUCGGAUGGCAUUCACAGGAGACGCUUUGUUGAUACGUGGAUGUGGGAGAACAGACUUUCAGGGUGGAAGUUCAGAGCAGCUCUACAAUUCUGUGCAUUCAAAGAUUUUUACAUUGCCAAAGGAAACUUUGAUCUAUCCAGCUCAUGACUACAGAGGAUUCACUGUCAGUACUGUUGGGGAAGAGAAACUAUACAAUCCUCGCCUAACAAAGGAUUUGGAAACAUACAAGAGCAUUAUGAAAAAUCUGAAUCUGCCAUAUCCAAAGAUGAUAGACAUAGCUGUUCCAGCAAAUUUGGUUUGUGGGCUGCAAGAUGAAACACCCAAAGCCUGAUAAGCCAAACAAAGCCAUGUUCAUAUGUUGGCUGUUUUUUGUCUUUGAAUUGCUUUGUCAAUGGAAGCUUGGUGCCUUGUAAUAUAUGAAACUAAUCAAUAAAUGGCCAUUUUUACAAUUUUUUUAUAAAAAAAAAAAAGGGAAAAGCAAAGGUAAAUAAUUGGCCAAUUUAAAAUUGUUUGAGAUUGAUUGUAAACUGUAAAAAUACCAUCUACCAUAUGUUGUUGUUA
Messenger RNA from Ziziphus jujuba (common jujube), 1413 nucleotides. RefSeq names its product persulfide dioxygenase ETHE1 homolog, mitochondrial. Gene Ontology annotation, molecular function: sulfur dioxygenase activity. Lineage: Eukaryota; Viridiplantae; Streptophyta; Magnoliopsida; Rosales; Rhamnaceae. Gene Ontology annotation, biological process: hydrogen sulfide metabolic process; glutathione metabolic process. The transcript has 9 exons. The coding region runs from base 287 to 1183 and encodes 298 amino acids. The record is from RefSeq and is a predicted model, not a curated record.